UAACUCAAACCUUUUGUGUAAACAAAUAUCCUUAAAAACAUGACAAGUUGGGUUUACUCAAACCGUUUGAGGAAACCGAUUGCCUUAAACCAUUUAAGCUUUAAAACUUAACAGUUAUAAGUAUGUAACUAGGUCUUAAAACGGAGUCUUGGCAUAAUAAUCCCUUUCUUAAAGUCAUUCGAGUCUUGAGAUAAAUGUUUUUAGUUAAUUAAUCAAAGUACAUUUUCUAUGUAUAAAAAAAAAGCCAUCUACAAUAAGGGAUCAAAUGCAUAAAAAGAUAGAAAAAGAGCGAUUUUCCUCCUGAAAAAAACUAUUCGCACUACAAUUCCCAUGCUCCUUUUUGUGAGGAGCUGACCAAUCACUGAGCUCCAAAGCUUCAGGCAAUCGAGCUCCGCCUUCACUUCCUGUUAGCUACUUACUGACUAAAAGACUGCAGUCAAUUACCAUCCAUAGGGUAAGAAACAUAAAUAUCCCCUCCAACAGGAUUUCAUUAAUUAAUGAGGAUGUUAAACAUAUGAUGACGGCUAUAUUGUCAUGUUUACACUUUAUAGAGAGCGCGGUCAGCAGACGGCUGCCGCUGAUCAGACAGCCAAUAUAGAGAGACCCACUCAUUGACUCAACGGUCAGGUUUUUUUGCCAGAUUCAUUCCUGUGACGCACAUGGAUCGGAAGUCACGCCCGACCUGGAGUUGAAGCCUUCCGGUUGAAUUGGGAUUGGAUGUUCGCACUCUGAAGCCCCGAAAGAUUCCCAGCGUACGUUGGGUGGCGAGCCACGGACCCACGAGCAUAAGUCUAUGCGCAGUCUCACUUUCCCUCCUUCACGGAUUGUGUGGUAGGAUCCACGAGCACUGGCAUACUGAUACUGUCACGACACUGAUUUAACCAAAAAGAAAAAAAGGGCCCCAACAAGCAAUAAGACUAUUUUUGGAACUGGGUUUUAUUUCUUUUGUUUUAAGGGAAACUUAUGCCGGCUUUAUUAUUUUCUUAUUUCUUUAUGUACAUUCUCUGAACUAAAUUGUUACACUGUUGUUAUUGUUCCUGUUGUUAAACAAAGAGUGAUCACAAUAACGCAAAUGACUGUUUUCUGUCUUUAUUGAUGUCAAACCACUGGCUCUUAAGGAUUUAGCAUCUUCUGUCACUGGUCCAAAUACUGUUAAAGAUAACUAAUUACCUGUUACCCUGUUAAUAUAUUGUAAAAAAGGGUUACAGCUUUGGCGAGCCAGCCAGGAGCCAGUUGGUUUGAAUAUCAACAUUGAACAUGUGUCCAAUAUGGACUUUGUACAGAGGUGUGGUGUUAAAAUCCCAAACGCAGUUAUUGUUAGUGGGCUAACACGAGCAGGAGACCAAGAUGAACAGGUUAUUGAUUUCCUUAAAGAAUAUGGGUCUAUCAAAAGAACCAUUUUAGUUGAUGAGGAUGAAUCUGAAUUUUACCAAAACCUGAUCGUUGAGUAUACGCACGGCACAGCUCUAGGAACACUAAGUGGAAUAUUGCCAUACAAAUAUGCCUUGCAAGAUGACCCCUCUGUUGUUUACAACAUCAGAACUUUGAGCAGUGCGUACCAAGCUGAAGUCAGUGGUAAUAUUACCAAAACUUACCUGUCAGAACUUAAGGCCUUAGCCAAACUUAGUGGUGCUGAGUACGGACAUGUGCUUAAAGGAGUGGUGUCAUAGAUUAGUAAAGAUAUUGAAGCAAUGAGCUCUGUAUCAGAGGAAGUUCCUCUUACCCAUGCUGAAACCUCCACUGAGACCCAGCUGACCAUUACCUCCACUGAACAGCACCCCCCUGUCUUAUCCUCAGGCACCGCUCACAGAAAUGAUGGCCUUCCUCCCCCUGGCACCAUCCCAACCAACAGUGUGGGUACAGCCCCUUCACUUUCAGCAAAUGAUAUGAAUCCACCAGAAGUUCAAAAGUUUGUGGUUGAACACAUUGUAAGGAGCGAAGCAAUCAGCUCUUGCUUUCAGCCCCAAUUAAGGCUCCGCUCCUUCUCUGGAAAGACUCCCAGGCCCAACAACGAGACCGAUUAUGACACUUGGCACUCCCAUAUUGAACUGCUGCUAAAUGAUCCUAACAUACUUCCCCUUCAGAUCACCAGAAAGAUUGUAGAGAGCUUGCUUCCACCUGCAGCUGAUGUGGUCAAAGGAUUACGGCCCAAUUCACCCCCUUUAGCUUUCCUGCAGCUACUUGAUUCGGCUUUUGGCGUGGUUGAGGAUGGGGAAGAACUUUUUGCACGUUUCUUGAACACAUUCCAGAAUCCAGGGGAGAGUGCUUCCGCUUACCUUCAUCGGCUGCAGGUAGCAUUAAACCUUGUAGUAAAAAGGGGUGGGGUUGCACCAGGAGAAGUUGACAGACACCUUCUAAAGCAGUUCUGUAGAGGGUGUUGGGACAGUGUUCUGCUCUCUACUCUGCAGCUUGAACAGGCGAGAAGUCACCCGCCUUCAUUUGCAGAGCUCCUGCUGAUGUUGCGCACAGAGGAAGACAGGCAGCAAGCUAAAGCCAGCCGCAUGAGGAAACAUAUAGGUGCCACAAAACGAGUCCAAGUUCAGUCUCAGAGUGCAUGCGCAGACCCAAAGGAGAAACCACAGGUUUGUCCCAGUGCCAUUGAAGACCUCGUGAAGCAGAUUGCCACCCUGCAGAGCCAGCUGACCUCUUUCAUGGCAGAGAAAAAGAAAGAUAGAAAAGGAACCGCACAGAAACCCCAGAGCCGAACACCAGACAAAACAAAUGCAAUCAUGCAAGCCCAGAUAAGAACAAAGCAGAUGAAUAAACCCCGGCCCUGGUACUGCUUUAAGUGUGGAGAGGAUGGGCAUAUCUCCUCCACGUGUACCGAAGCUCCCAAUCCUGCUUUGGUGGCUGAAAAACGAAAACAGCUGGAGAAGAGAUUAAGUGAGUGGGAAAUGCAAGCUAACCCCAGCUCACAGUUAAACGACUAACGGCUCCUGUGGUGGGACAGACAGGGGCUGAGACAAAUCAAUGUCCCUCAGCUUUAAACCUCAUAGUCAACUCACAAGCAUGCACCAGCAUUGAACAAUCAGACAGUAGCCCCCAUUCA
This is a messenger RNA of Cyprinus carpio (common carp), 3049 nucleotides long. RefSeq names its product paraneoplastic antigen Ma3 homolog. Lineage: Eukaryota; Metazoa; Chordata; Actinopteri; Cypriniformes; Cyprinidae. The transcript is spliced from 2 exons. The record is from RefSeq and is a predicted model, not a curated record. Bases 1692 to 2930 code for a protein of 412 amino acids.